Molecule: messenger RNA, 405 nt
Organism: Lottia gigantea (owl limpet)
Lineage: Eukaryota; Metazoa; Mollusca; Gastropoda; Lottiidae
Exons: 4
Coding region: 1-405 (134 amino acids)
Source: RefSeq, a predicted model, not a curated record
AUGAGUUUAACAACAAGUGGACCAAACAGAAAUUUGAAAGAGGCUCAUAUGUACUCGUAUCUUUUAACUCAGAAGUGGAAAUUUGAAGGCAGUUGUAAUGAAACCAUAUUAAUUCUGUAUUCCUUAGAAGAUAACGUUGUUUAUACGUUAACAAUGCAGCAUGCUCGUCUCAAGUUACGCGAUGAAAAUAUAGUUCAAGUUUCUAUGGAUACUAAUCAUUAUUUUAACAGUAAAGAUACAGUGGGAGAUGGACUAAAAGCUAUGAUUCUAGGAUUUAAAUCAUUUUUAAAAGGUGAAGAGUACAGGCCAUAUCAGGUUGAAGAUGUUGAUGGAGAUAAUAGUAGUUCAUUUAAUUCUUUAUCAUUGUUUGUAUUAUUUAUAUCUUUAUUAGUUGCUUUAUUAUAA